Besnoitia besnoiti is the source of this 2496-nucleotide messenger RNA. Its product is annotated as ATP-binding cassette G family transporter ABCG89. Gene Ontology annotation, molecular function: ATP hydrolysis activity; ATP binding; ABC-type transporter activity. The transcript has 17 exons. Lineage: Eukaryota; Apicomplexa; Conoidasida; Eucoccidiorida; Sarcocystidae. Bases 1 to 2496 code for a protein of 831 amino acids. Gene Ontology annotation, cellular component: plasma membrane. The record is from RefSeq and is a predicted model, not a curated record.
AUGCCCGCGCCGUCGCGGAGCCCGUCGAGGCAGGACUCGCCGCGCGUGUGUCCCCAGGCGGUUGGGGUGGGCGGCAACCGUUUCGCGACUUCGCGCUCGCUGUCAGAUCGUCUCUCGCAUGCGGACGACAUGCACACCCACGGAAGGCCCUCUGACAGUGAAGAGCGCCGCGGUGGGGAGCACGCGCGCCUCCUCGAAGAGGGACUUCGGUGCGCCGCCUCCUGCGAAGAUGGCCUCAGCCUCUCGAGAAGCGGCGGAAAAGACGGCAGGCUGCUCAUGCCGCGUUGGGCUGGCGACGGCGCGGAAGACCGCUACGACGGCCUCCCCCCCGUCACGCUCAGCUUCCAAGACCUCACAAUGGACAUCGUGAGCCCUGGCGACGGGCCCUUGAAGCGGAGCCUGAAGCAGCUUUUGCAACGCCCAGUGGCGCUGCCAACCAAGCGGCGCAUUCUGUCGAUGGAGGGCAUCCACGGAUGCUUCAUGCCUGGAGACUGCGUGGCGCUGAUGGGGAGCAGCGGCGCAGGGAAGACGACUCUUUUGAACGUGCUGUCGGGUCGAGUGACACGGAACGUCGGAGGCGUCGUCAAGUUCAACGGACACCAGCUCGCGCCAGAAGUCUCGAAGACCAUCAGCUGCUUCGUGCAGCAGGAAGUCAUGUUCUUCGGCGCGCUGACUGUCCAAGAGCAUCUGCAGUACCAAGCCGCGCUGCGUCUGCCUCCGUCAGUGUCGCGCCGCGAGCGUGACGCGACUAUCGCGGCGAUGAUUCAAAAAGUGGGGUUGGCGAAAGUCGCGCAUUCGCGAAUCGGCAACACCUCGCAGAAUCAGAUGAUCGGCGUCUCCGGCGGCGAGCAGCGGCGCCUCGCCGUCGCGACCGAGUUGCUCACGCAGCCCUGCGUGAUUUUCGCAGACGAGCCGACAAGCGGACUCGAUUCCUACAUGGCGAUGCAAGUUGUGAAGCUCUUCAAAGAACUCGCCUCGGCCGGCCGCACCGUCGUCUGCACGAUUCACCAACCGAGCUCGAGUGUCUUUGCGCAGUUCAACAAGGUCGUUUUGAUGUCAGAGGGUCAUAUGCUCUACUGCGGAGACCGCGAAGCCUGCAUCGCCUGGUUUGCGCACCUGGGACAGAUCUGCGAGGCUGAUAUGAACCCCGCGGAGUUCCUUAUGAAAAUCUGCGCGGUGGCGGACGAAAACCGCGAAGCCGCGCUCCAGAGAACCAAAGAAUGGGCGGACCGCUGGAGACUUCAGGGCGCCGUCUUCCUCGAACACUGGGAGACACACGGAGGCAGAGUCGCGGCAUCAUCCGAUCAGCUACACCUUCAGCGUCUCUUCUCGUCUCUGGAGCUGCACGACCGGGCGCCGCAUGCGCUGGAGGGCGGAGGCGAGUCGAGUACUCAGAUUGACCAGGAAGGCGGCGCGGAGCUUUCCGCGCCGCCUAGAAAGCCGUCUGAUCAGCUUGCCCUGGAAGUGAAGCUGAGCGGCCUGAGCAGUCCGCGGAGACGAACGGCGACUUUUGAGUCGCUUCGGCGCUACGGCAGCCAGGCUAACGCCGUGAGCGCCUCUGAGUUGACGAGGCAACUCAGUUCGCGAGCGCAGUCCAUGCUUAAAGGGGGGACGCCUUCGGAGGCGAUGCUUCAUGCGAUGCAGAAAGAUCGCGUCGGAAUUUUUCGAGAAGCGUGGCUCCAAUUCAAGCGAAGCAUCGUCCUGACGAGCCGCGACCCGCUCUCCACUUACGUCAAACUCGUCACAACCCUCAUCUCCGCUCUCAUCCCCGCCUUCCUCUACUUCCGCUUAUCGUGGGAUGGAGCCGACGCGUGGAACAAAGUCUCUUCGUCCUUCUACGUCCUCAUGGGGCAGUCGUCUGCGGCUCUCUUCGGCGUCUCCAUGGCCUUUAACAAGGAGCGACCCAUCAUCCAGAGAGAAUACGAGACAGGCGUCGUGCGAAUGCCGCUGUACUUCCUCGGGCGCGUGACCGCAGACUCGAUUCUCUGGAUGAUUUUCCCCUUCGUGUACCACUUGAUUUUCUACUGGAUCGUCUGCAUCGGCGGCGACUCCGUCGGCAAGUACUUUGCGUCGCUGGCGGUGCUGUUGCUCACGGUUCAGGCAGUGGCAUCGUACUCCUUCGUCGUCGUCUCUGUGGUUACCAACCCGGUAGUUUCCACCGUUGUCGUUCAAAUCCUCCAGAUGAUUCUCUCGCUCUUCUCCGGAUUCAUGGUUAAGCUCGACAAACUGAACAGCUUCUGGGUGUGGCUAGUGUACCUGUCGCCGUUCAAGUACGGGCUGAGUUGCUUCACAGAGAGCAUUUUCAUCGGCGCGACGGUGACUUCCGCGACUGCACCCCCCAUCGACGGCCUAGACUUCCUAAAAGACACCUUUGGCUUCGACUACGACUACUUCUGGCUCUACAUCGCCAUGCUCUUCGUUCUUGGAAUUGGCGCGCGCCUCCUGGGCAUGUGCCUCUUGACAUGGACUGCGCGCCGAACGAAGGAAAAUCAAUGA